Aureobasidium uvarum is the source of this 300-nucleotide messenger RNA. NCBI's taxonomy places the organism in Eukaryota, Fungi, Ascomycota, Dothideomycetes, Dothideales, Saccotheciaceae. The record is from the annotation of a GenBank genome assembly.
AUGAGCACAGCAGAAGGAGAAUCCCGCGCGGAAUGGCAAAACAAAGACCGCACUUUUGCAUGGAUAUGGUGGAAGAGUGCUACCGAGUGGGCAGAGCGGAUUGCAAAGUGGGUGGAUGAGACGGGCCAAAAGGGAGUCGUCUUGACCAUUUAUGAAUUGAGAGAGUCGGAGGCCGUGGAGAAGCAAGAGUGGGUGGGUAUGGAUGAGGACAUGUUGAGACGAUGCCUGGAGGUUUUGGUCAAGAAGGGGAGGGCGCAGGUGUUUGGGCAGCAGGAUGGGAGUGGUGUCAAGUUUUUCUGA